Molecule: messenger RNA, 1758 nt
Organism: Monomorium pharaonis (pharaoh ant)
Lineage: Eukaryota; Metazoa; Arthropoda; Insecta; Hymenoptera; Formicidae
Product: prostaglandin E synthase
Exons: 2
Coding region: 435-938 (167 amino acids)
Cellular component (GO): membrane
Source: RefSeq, a predicted model, not a curated record
CCUUAUUUUAAUCAUUUACGAAUAUAUUUGAUGUUUUCUUUUUAAUUAUAUAAAAAAAAUAUCUUACAAGAAAUUACUUCAAAAUCUAAAUUAAGAAUUUCUUUUCAAGACUAAUUGUAAAAGCUUUUUCAGUCUUAUUUAUGUUUUUUCAUUAAAUAAAACAUUGUUAAUAUAAUGUUGUAGCUAAUACUAAAUUAAAUGUUAUAAUCAAUCUAUGUACUUUAAAGUAAUGCGUAUCUCGCAGCGCAAAUGCUCACGUUUAAAUCUUCCCGCUCGGCUACCUGCAUCAGAUUACCUAUCACCGUUUCAUACAUUUGACUUGCUAAUAGCCCUCACCAGUUCAGACAAGAAUACACAACCGGUAACGCGGCGACUUCCUCAGUGGACGCGAAGAGGACGAAGGAGAUUAAGCGGACAAGAUCGCGCCAGGAACAAUGCUAGCGAACGUAACUGCAAACGAAACAAAAAAAGAGCUUUGGUGGUCUAUAUAUGCUUGGUGGUCUUGCGUACUUGUGCUAAAGAUGAUGUUGCUGAUGUGGUUUACCGGGCGGAUCCGAGUAAGAGAACAGGUAAUUCACAGUGAAGAAGAUAGGAUGUGGAUGACAAAAAAAGCGGACAUAAUUUUAUGUCCAACUGGAGAUGGCCAUGCUGACGUGAUUCGCAUACGAAGUGCUCAUCGACACGACGUUGAGACUAUUCUUCCUUUUCUAUUUGUUACGCCGCUUUGGUUAAAUGUCGAGACAUGCAAUUCUACAGUGAAGAUCUUAAUACCAGGCUUUGCACUAGCCAGUAUAUUGUAUACGUUGGUGUACAUGCAGCUUAUACAAAUGUCUGUUCGUUGGAAAUUUUCUUUUUAUGUAACAAUGUAUUGCAUUUUGAUUUAUAUAAGCACAAUUACUGCAGUCAGAUACUAUCUUGCUAUGAUGGCUCUCUACUGAUUUAAUUACUAUGAGAGAAUGAAUAAUAAGAAUGAGAAAAAAGCUUUUGCUACAUUAUAAAUAUUAGAUAUUUAUGAAAAUAAAAUAACAUUGCAUUAUUACUUAAGAAGAAAUAAAGUUGAUAAUGUGCUCCAUCAUAAAAACAUCAGAUUUAAAAAAUUAAGAUAUUUAGAAAAAAUAUUGCAGAAUGAAGACAAAAAUGUAUGUAUGUACGUGUUUCGUAUUGCUUUAACAAAAAAAACAAAAAAAAAAUAUAUAUAUAUAUAUAUGUAUAUAUUGACACGAUGCGUAAAGUGUCUAUCUCUAACAGAUAAGUAUGUACACAGACACACGUUUAUCUCAAAUUUGAUUUUAAUCUUAAAAUAAAUUUGACUUAAGACGAAUUCGAGAGAUUUCGGGAAUUCUCGUGAUCUCCGCUUUUAUAGAUGCGAUCCUGCUCGAGGAUUUCGCGCCGCUCACUUCCACAAAGAUCAUCGACUCAUUACGAAGCUCUGCCUGACUGAUCGUAAGAGUUAUGUAAACUUGGAAGAUCUUGUUUGUAAUUGUUUGCAGUAAUUUUAUUUUUGUUUGUAGUUACACUGUUCGACUUACAGUUGCGCUUAAAAAAUUUAAAUCAAGAUUUUUUUUAAUCCGCUUUUUUCAUGUGAUUCAAAAUCGUUUGUAGUUGUUUGUAGUUUCCUUUCUUUUCAUUUGUAGUGUCACCGUUAAAAAGUUAUAAACAUUUGUUUAAAUAUCCAAAGCGUGAACAUUGUUAAUUACUAUUGUAACAUUUUUCAAAUGUCCUUUUUCCAAGUUAUAUAAAAUUAUUUGGUAUAUAAAA